UUUCUCACGGGUGUGUGCAGUGUGGAUGGACGCUCAGUGUGUGAAGGGGAAGCUCUGCAGAGUAACAGGUUGGAGAGACUCCUUGGAGGACCUGGGGUUUGAUGAGCUUGAUCAACCUGGUGGUGACAGAGGAAUGAAAUGCUUCUUGGGCUAUAGCUGUGAGGGAGGAAUCUAAAGAAGACUGCUUGUUGUUUCUCUUCUUGUCUAUUUGAGGAUGUUUUCUUGUCAAAGAAGUUGUCUCAGCGCUGCACUCAGGCCGGCCAGUCGUUGAUGGAGUUCUUGCAGGGGAGCGGUGACUACUGCCACGCCCAACAUCUCAGCGCUUGAACCCAGGCCCCGGGGGGAGGAUGGCCCUGUUGCCCUGCUGCACCUCCCACCCCUGAAUGCCCACAGCCAGGUCGCCCUCUCCACCCAGACCCAGACACCCCCACUCUGACUGUAGACUGACCGACGGACGGCAGGCCCACUAACUCACCAGAUGGGGUAGUGAGUGUCGGUGGCCAAGGGCAGCGUAAGCUAACGGACAGCUACCUCUUCACCUCCCCCGAACCCCCCCGGCACCUUACUCUUCACCCUGUCCAACCCCCACUCUAUUCCCAGCACCCCAAGACACCCUGGACAGGAGAGACUUGAGAGGACCUUGUAAAGUCCUUCUGAGGUGGGGUGUUGUUGCUGGGGUUUGUUCCUCAGCCUCAGAGAGACUAGCAGGGGUGACCUGCCUUCUUGGCUUCCUGCCUGGCUUCCUGCCUGCUGUGUCAGGACAGUGUAGUGUAGCUGGUGGGCUGGGUGCUCCUCUGUCAGGGUGGGUGUGGGCCCCUGGGUCUGGGUCGACGUCGUGGCGUCUUCUCCUGAGAGUGGGAUCCUCAGUGUGUCCAGAAUGAACCGUCCGGCUCCCCCCGUCGAGGUCUCCUACAAGAACAUGAGGUUCCUCAUCACACACAACCCCACCAACGCCACCCUCGACACCUUCAUCGAGGACCUGAAGCAGUAUGGUGCAACAACAGUGGUGCGGGUGUGUGAGGUCACCUACGACAAGACACCUCUGGAGAAGGAUGGCAUCACAGUCAUGGACUGGGCCUUUGAUGACGGUGCCCCUCCUCCCACUAAGAUCGUAGAUGAUUGGCUGAACCUGCUGAAGACUAAGUUCCGCGAGGACCCUGGCUGCUGCGUGGCGGUGCACUGUGUUGCCGGGCUGGGACGGGCUCCUGUGCUGGUGGCUCUGGCUCUGAUCGAGGGCGGGAUGAAGUAUGAGGAGGCAGUUCAGUUCAUCAGGCAGUAUGUACAACUCACCUCCAGAUUCAGUUCCGUUCAUCAGGCAGAAGCGCAGGGGAGCGAUCAACAGCAAGCAGCUGACCUACCUGGAGAAAUACCGCUCCAGACAGCGACUACGCUUCAAAGACCCUCACAAACACAAGAACAAGUGCUGUGUGAUGUGAUGAUGUAGUGUGACCCCGCAGCCCGCUUGUUCUGACCCAUAUAGAACGACUACAUGAACUUUUAAUAUUGGACCGACCUCCACCCCGCUAAGAUGCAUUUAGGACUUGACCUGUUGUCUGUCUCCAUGGGGACAGUUAGUUGCCACUGUUCUGUUGGGAUUCUUCUGCUUCUCACUCUCAGGGCUGUUAGAGACCAUCUCCUCUCUGAUGUCUUUGAAUGAACACGUUCGUCCCCAACUGCCGGCCAAUUGAACUCAGAGAGAGGAAAAACAAACAAGCCCUAUUUCCAUCAAGUACACACACACACACACAUACAUACAUACAUACACACACACACACACACACACACACACACUGACAAACUAUUUUGCACUGAUUGUGACAUACUGUGACAUACACACACAGCGCCAUUGACCACCAGACCAACCCCUCAACCAGCAGCAACACUGUCAGCUUGGUCCCAGGCCUGAUCGUUCCUCUUUCCUCCCUGCUGCUAGGUAGCACUGACCCAACCCAAAGCACUGUCAAUGAAACACACCACUAGCUGUCACAACAGGUCUGCAUCACCAUACACCAUGUUAACUGAAAGCCCCUGCUAGCCAUGAUGACAUGAAUGAAAUAAUCAUGAAAAAUAACAGAUUUUAUGCUGUCUGUGUGUUUUUAUCUCAAUGUUUCAAGGAAAUCCAGUUUAACGUCUUUGUUAAAUUGAAAUGCCAUCCACAGAGCUCAGCCAUCUUGCUCCUUGCUCCGUUUUCAUAAUGCAUGUAAGUUAACACUUGUUAGAAUCAUGUCCUUGUCUCCUUUUUUUUUGAGGAUAUGGGGAUGCGGGAUGGGACUUAAAAUAGGACGAGGUUUUGUGCUGAGUCGCCGUUUUUUAAAUAGCAAUAUUUUUUACAUUGUGAUAUGAAAUUCUCUGGGAUUAGGAUUCUUCACCACUGGCUGCUUCUGUUGUACAACAUGAAGGAUCUCAGUGUAUCAUGUAGGAGUCAGCUGAGCCUGGGUGGGCUUGGUAGGCAACACCGUCUGUGUCCCAGAUGGCACCCUAUUCCCUAUAUAGUGCACUACUUUUGAUCAGAUGUCUAUGGGCUACAAUGCCUUGAAAUAUACACAAAAACAUGGACUCGCACUGAUCCUAUGGGCUCCGGUCAAAAGUUGUGCACUAUAUAGGGAGUAGGGUGCCAUCUGGGACGCGUACUAUGCUUUGGGAACGUAAACAUGGCGGUGCCCCGUAGUCGUCUCUGGGAUGAAAAACAGCCAACUGAACCGUCUGCUCAGAAAUAACGUCCUGGCUCUGUAUCUGUCAGUGUGGAUAUAAAUGUCUCUCAUCCUGCCUCUGAAAUAGCACCCUAUUCCCCUUUUAUAGUGCACUACUAUAUAGCACACUUUUGACUAUAGUCCUAUGGGCUCUGGUCAAAAGUAGUGCACUAAAUAGGGAAUAGGGUGCAAGUUAAGGACCGGUACUGAAGGAAUGACUCGUAUCCUUGGAAGAAAGCUGUCACAUUUAUCUGCUGCCUUGGAAGUAACCCACUUCAGAUUGUUCACAGUUAAUGAAGUACAAGAAAUAAAGUAAUUGUUAAAAGUA
Messenger RNA from Oncorhynchus kisutch (coho salmon), 3018 nucleotides. RefSeq names its product protein tyrosine phosphatase type IVA 3-like. The coding region runs from base 878 to 1444 and encodes 188 amino acids. The transcript is spliced from 6 exons. Lineage: Eukaryota; Metazoa; Chordata; Actinopteri; Salmoniformes; Salmonidae. Gene Ontology annotation, biological process: protein dephosphorylation. The record is from RefSeq and is a predicted model, not a curated record.